UCCUAAAACAAGUGAGGAAGCAAUUUGUCAAGCCGAACGAGUCAUUCUGGUUUUGAUGAAGCGACGACCCUUCAUCUCCAUCACAUCCCUGGUGUCUGCCCUCCUGCAUCCACAUGGCUCGUGUCUUCGUCUAUGGCACCCUGAAGAAAGGGCAGCCCAACUACUACCGCAUGUUUGAGAGCAUCAACGGUAAGGCGGAGUUCCUCGCCUCGGCCCGCACCAUCCAGAAAUACCCUCUAGUGAUCGCCGGCAAGUACAACGUCCCUUUCCUCCUCAACAUCCCGGGCCAGGGUCACCGAGUCCGAGGAGAGAUCUACAAAGUGGACAACAAGAUGCUGAAAUUUCUGGAUGACUUUGAAACAGUUCCCACCAUGUACCAGCGGACUCUGGUCAAACUGGAGGUGGAGGAGUGGGCGGGGGAGACAGAGGGAGAGGAGAGGCUGAAAGCAGGAAGCAUUACUGAGGCGUUUGUGUACAGCACAACGACAUACGAGCCAGACUGGCCUUCACUGCCAUGCUAUGAGAGCUAUGAUUCUUUUGGAGAUCAUGGGCUUGAAUAUGUGUACAGAGAGGCACGGGACUGAUGUAGCUCGCUGGAAUAAGUAGUAAGUAGAGUAGAUCCAAGAAGAUAGCAAAUAUGAUCCAAGAAGCCUUCCUGUCUUCUACCUCUGUACCAAUCAGCCUCCAGAUAUUGUCAAGGAAGUAUGUGGAGGCCAUCUAUCAAUGACAUCUCAAGAAAAUCAUACUUGAAAUCACUUCUGUGUCUAUUUUUUUAGAUCGUUAUCAAGAUUUGUGUUGGUCCAGGUCCUACAGUAUGUACGGUAUCUUUCAAAAUCAACCCUCUAAAUGCAUUUCAGUUUGUUUUCCUCUUUUACAAACCUCAACACACACACUCCUAUGAUGUCAAUAUGUAACUCCUUGCAGGUCUUUGAUUUAUUUGUCUCAUUGUAAUUACAGUUGAAAAGGGCAUUAGUCAUGCGUCCUGUAUGUGUUUUAUGCUCCAGUUUCUCACAAGGAUCAAGUUGCAAAAAAUAUUUGGUGUUCUGAGGCACCCAAAUACUUUGGAAGGUGUGAAUAAAACGUCUGGCACACCUGUGACA
This is a messenger RNA of Epinephelus lanceolatus (giant grouper), 1100 nucleotides long. Its product is annotated as gamma-glutamylaminecyclotransferase B-like. Gene Ontology annotation, cellular component: cytosol. Gene Ontology annotation, molecular function: gamma-glutamylaminecyclotransferase activity. Lineage: Eukaryota; Metazoa; Chordata; Actinopteri; Perciformes; Serranidae. The record is from RefSeq and is a predicted model, not a curated record.